This is a messenger RNA of Mercenaria mercenaria, 759 nucleotides long. RefSeq lists its product as uncharacterized. Bases 1 to 759 code for a protein of 252 amino acids. The transcript has a single exon. The record is from RefSeq and is a predicted model, not a curated record. Lineage: Eukaryota; Metazoa; Mollusca; Bivalvia; Venerida; Veneridae.
AUGAAGGCACAUUAUGUGAAGAGGCUUGAUGUAACAGCUACUGGUGACAUUAGAAGUUGUUGGAUUACAGGAUUAGUAAUGCUUUCUUCUGAUGAGCUUCUGCUUGUGGAUUAUCAAAAUGAUUCUCUGAAGAUUCUGAAUGUAAGAGACAAUACAAUCACAACAAGGUAUAAGACACCUGGUUCGCCAUGGGAUGUAACAGUGAUAAAUUCUGAAACUGUUGCAGUCACCUUAUGCAAUAUAGGGAAAAUCUUGUUUAUGAGCACCAAAAACGGACUGACUGAAAGUCACAGCCUGAAAGUUAGAACAGACUGCAGAGGGAUUGAUCAUCGUAACGGUAUCAUUGCAGUGUCCUUUAUCAUUCCACCAGCUGUCCAGAUACUGAACAUGAAAGGUGAUAUUCUACGUACAGUCAAAGAUACCAGCAUGUUUGUGUAUCCAACCUACAUAGCUUUCAGAGGUGAUAAGAGUAUUAUUGUGUCUGACUGUUGUAAACAUGAAGUGUAUGAGCUAACAAUAGAUGGGCAUCUAAAGGCAACGAUGACGAGUGAGAAUCUUAAAUCUCCAAGGGGACUGGCAGUGACCAGCAAUAGAACUGUUGUUGUUUGUGGUGAAGAUGAUAAUGGAAGAGUGAGCAUGAUAGUUCCAGAUACAAAAGAAAUUCUGCCUCUCUUUGUACAGAAUGUCCAGAAACCAAUGUCAAUUCUUGUUUGUGAAGGAGACAACAAACUGUUUGUAUGUGAACACAGAUUCAGAUGA